Auanema sp. JU1783 is the source of this 1011-nucleotide messenger RNA. NCBI's taxonomy places the organism in Eukaryota, Metazoa, Nematoda, Chromadorea, Rhabditida, Rhabditidae. The record is from the annotation of a GenBank genome assembly.
AUGUCCGAUUUUCUGACUCUACCUCCUGAGAUUAUCAGAAACAUUUGUUUGAACUUGUCAUUGAGUGAUGUGGAAUCCUUUUCUCACGUACACCCCAUUCUGGAGUUGGUGAUUCCAAAUGUCUUUUUCCGUGAUAUGAAACGCUUGCACAUUGACUGGAAUAGCGAAGGGGUUGCACUUACUUUCUCUGGCAACUCAUUGGACAAUGAUUUUUCGAUCACUACUUCUACUCAUAAUUGGGAAGAAGUUGUUGAAUACUCCAAUUACGUGGAAGAAAUCAUCAUCACUAAAACAGAUGAUGCAAAGGAUUAUCAUAUUCUCGAAGUCAUUGCUGCUAAACAAUACAAACUGAAAAAUCUUGAAAUUCGUUUGAGAUCAGGGAAACGCUCUGUCAGCAAACAUACCAUCAACUACAUGUUUGUGCAAAUGACUUCCUUUGUGGGCAAACAUCGAAGCUGUCUUGAUCAUUUCCGAUUGGAAACUAACGCUGAUAACUUCAUUGAGUUCUAUGCUAAACCUGAAGCAACCAUCCGGUAUAGCCAUGAGUACGAUAUGGCUAUCUGUAAUCAGUUGAUUAUACCAUUAUUCAAUGUUAUGCUCAGAGAUCGACAAGGAAUGACUAGUGUCACUCUACAAAUCAACUGCAAAACUAAAGCUGCACUCGCACUCCAAACUGCAUUCCAAGCUGCCCUUCCCUUUGAGCACCGAGUUAAAGUUCAAGUUUUGAGAUUAGAAUUUGGAACUUGUAUCAGCCAGUUAUCAGAAGAAGAAAUGCACACCGUACUUGCGGCUUAUGCUCCCUAUUUAAACUCUACACGUAACCUACAGCAUCUCAUUUGUGAUCUCAGCAAUAGCAUGCUCGACCCCUCAAGUUUGGAGAAAUUGUACAGUGUGAUUUCUGAGGAGCUGCGAAACGAUCAACAUAGAAUAUCUAUCAUCACUUCGUCCGUUCACUUAACUCCUAACAAGGAGGGCGCCAGUAAAUGGUCGAAACAAGUACUUGUUUCCUAG